This is a messenger RNA of Culex pipiens pallens (northern house mosquito), 3182 nucleotides long. RefSeq lists its product as uncharacterized. The transcript has 3 exons. The record is from RefSeq and is a predicted model, not a curated record. The coding region runs from base 294 to 3113 and encodes 939 amino acids. NCBI's taxonomy places the organism in Eukaryota, Metazoa, Arthropoda, Insecta, Diptera, Culicidae. Gene Ontology annotation, cellular component: extracellular matrix.
ACGCAUGACGAAAUUCCAUUGCCACACCACAGGCUAGAACUUUCUCAGCCAAAGCCCGUCAUAGGUCUUUGGUACGUUUUCAGCUAACUCAGCAAAACUCUGCAGUUCAGUUUUGCUGAUUCGCGUCCUUCGUCCAACGCGCGCAGUUCACUGCGGUGACCGUGGCCAGAACGACAACAUCGGCUAGGGCUGAAGAAGUUCAGCUGGCCGUAAAAAGGUUACUCGGGUGGCUCGGGAAACCCUCCAGCGGUCAGUUGUUGGCGAUAGUUGAGCUGAACAGGACGCGAAUCAAGAUGUUGGUGCUGGUGUCGGUUCUGGUGACCGUUUUAAGUGUCUCUAGUGGUGAAGCAACCGUGGUUGAAGUUACGAUCAACACGAAGAAUGUCGUGAACUACAUCGACAAAGAGUUUGUGUCGUUUUUGGCCGAGCCGAAAGCAGUGUUUGCCGAUUCGAUCAAUCCGGUGAAUGAGAAGAGCUUUCAGAUGACUCGCAGUUUGGGACCGAUGUACAUGAAGGUGUACUGUGACUCGAGUCAGCUGGAGCUGCAGAUUGAUGGGGUUGGUGGUGCGGAUGAUCCGAGGCUGGUGCAGAUAACGCCAAAGGGUUGGCGGGCGUUCAACGAGUGGGUCAAGCAGGCAGGAGUGGUACCGAUCUUUGUGAUCGACUACGAGGUUAACGGUAGUUGGAAGCCGAAGUCCGCGCUUCGAAUGUUGACGGUAGCGAACAAGCUGGGAAUACGAAACUGUCUGUGGCAGCUGGGAAGUGGGAACAUAACCGAUGCGGUGCAGUACGUUGAAGAUCUUCGAGCGUUCAAAGCGAUCGUGAAGGCGCUCAACUUCAGAGGGAUCGUCGCUUGCGAUGUAAAUCCGGCGUACGCCGGUGUGGAGCAAGCUCGCUACUUCAACUACCACGUAGAUGACAUCGCCAACGCAAUUGCCGUCAACUAUGAACCGAUCGAAGGGACGUCUCUACUGCAGCAGUUUGUAGUGCAGCGUGAAUCGUCAAGUCUUCCAGUUUGGUUGGAUAUCAAGCUUCCGGAAAGGCUACCAACUAUAGGUUGCGAUCAAAUGUGUCUGUUGGAAGGUCUACGCUAUGCUACCCUUUUAGGAGACGGCGCUCGCAACGGAUUCAGCGCGGUCUUCAAAUCAUUAUCACGUCAGGAGAUCCAGUCGUACAGCUUCAACUACCUUGUCGCCCUGUUACAUCGAGCAUCCGUGGGAACGAAGGUGCUCGAUGCCACCCAGAAUACUCCAGAAAGUGUUCAGCUGCAUGCGUAUUGCAGCUCCAAUGGUAACGGCUCACUAACUUUGCUUGCGAUCAACCAUCGCCCGGAAGACGUCGAGUUGGAGAUCAAGCUCGCCAGCAAGCAACAUACAGUGGAAGUUCACCACUUCAUCGCAACCGUUCGAAACGGGCAAAUCCUGCUCAACGAUCAGCCGCACGACUUCAGCAAACCACUUCAACCGUUCGCUAAAAUUCAUCCCCUACUCAAGGGACUGCACCUCACCAUGCCAGCAUUCUCUGUCGGCUUCUGGGUCAUCCCGAGCUACAACGCUCGUGACUGCUACGACGACUACCAGGAUCUGCGCGCGGGACUCGUCAAAACGGACCACGAGAGCUCCGUCCAUCAACUGCUUCAGGAACUGAUUGCCGAACGAUCACAGCAAGAUGUUACUCAGCUAAGUCGGAGGAAGCGCUCGGUCGGCGAUGAGCUUGCCGACGUUUUAGAGGACAACCUGCUGAAAUCCAGACGCACUCGACAAACCAAGAACUACCGUCGCCAACAGCGUGUCGUGCGGCAGAAGGAGAAGCGGACCGAGCGACGAAAUCUGCACAAGCAGAAGCGUCCCCUUCGGGAACGUGGCAAGCGUCAACUGCGCAGGAAGAACCUGAACCGACUGGGAGCACUUUUCACCAGUCGAAAGACGAAGCGAUCGUUCGCCGCGGAAGCCGUCGAUCAUCCACCGAUGUUUGGAAACAGUCGCGAAGAAGAAAACAACCGGUCGAGCUUCCCGCAGGGUGAUGUCCACCUGCUGAUCUCGAAGGGACCCGAAGAGGAGAGCUUCCUGUCGAUCGAGGAAGCACCGGUAAAGCAGGAACGACCGAAAAAGUCUCGCAAGAGGAAGACAUCGGCCCCGAGGACACCUUCCCAGAAGGACUUGCGGUUUGUCGUGCCGGAGAUGUUGAUGUUCAAGGACUCGAGAGCACCAACGAAGCGGCUCUCUGCCGAGCUGGAAGCAUCGGCGUCGAUGAAUUCCGAUCGAUACCUGCCACUCGAAGGAGCUGCAUCGAAAAAACUAAAAAUUGAUCGUGAGCUGAUUGAGGUUAGAAACAUCAAAGUAAAAGAGGGUGGUCCGGUAACUGUUCGGGAAGAAGGAUUGACCAGCCCUGCCUCUGAACCGGACAUCAUUGAUCCGGAAAGCUUCUACCACGAACCGCAAACGGAAUCGCCUAAAAAACGGACCUCUAUAGUAAAGGCCGAGGUCGAGCCGAUUCUGGACAGUGUGGAGCUGGUGGAGGAUGAGGUGGAUCUCUUUACGGAUCAUCCGGAGCUUAAUCUCUCGAUGAUGGGUGACGAAGAGUCGGAAGAGCAUGCUCACGUCGAAGAACUGACCCGAAGGAAGCGCUCGAUCGACAACGAUUCAGGAGAGCUUGAUCGCAUCGAGGCGUUCUUCAUGAACAACACUCAGUUGCAGGAAAAAUUCGCCGAAAUGUUCGACAUGUUGCUGGAAUCGUUCAACUGUUGUGGGGAUUCCGAAGCGGAAAACACUGCGCGAGAGGAGCUGGAAACGACAACCGAAGCGGACCAGUUGCAGAAGCUAGAGAGGCGUAAACGGAACGUUCUGUUGCAUCACUCGCAGUCUUGGGAGUCCCGGGAGCGGUCGAACAUCCUCCGCCAGCAGCGAACUUCCGGCGAGUCGCAGGAGAACAUGGUUCCGACGGAACCGCUGACUACGCUGAAGAGGACGCGGUUCGAUGAUGUCGAAACAGUUGAUGACAAGGGUAGGCCUGGCGUUGUGAUGCUACGAUCGGUGACGAACUUUAUCAAGGGAAUGUCCACGGAGUUUCACCGGGUGUUUUCUCAUUGGUUUCCAAAGACGGCGAAGGAGUAGUGAUUACGGUUAAGUGAUUAGGGGUUAAUAAAGAAAUGUAAUGGAAGCUGAAUAUAGUUUUCUUCCGAA